CUAAGAUCGGCCCAGGAGCAAAAUCUCCUUCCUCUUCCUCCUUUCUGCAGUCGUGCUCCCCUGCUCUGCGGCGCCGCCGCCGCCAAUCCCUCGUUACCUGAGCCAUGCCACCGCGAAAGCGCCCGGCGGCGCCGCCGGAGGAGCCCUCUCCUUCUUCGAAGCCUCUACUUGACGCCCAGCCGUCCGAACCCUCCAAACCCGCCCCCGAUUCCGAGCAGCCGACCAUCUCGGCGACGAUCCUCGCCCAACUGCCCACCCAGGAGCGCCUGGCGUACAAGCUCAUCUUCGAGGCGGGCAACAAGGGCAUGUGGAUGCUGGACAUCCGCAAGAAGUUGUUGAUGGGCCCCAACAUCGCCACCAAGGUCGUGCGCACCCUCGUGGGGCGUGGGCUCCUGAAGGAGGUCAGCGAUGUGCGCCACCGCAGCAGGAAGAUCUUCAUGGCCACCGACUUCCAGCCCUCCGCCGAGAUCACUGGCGGCACCUGGUACCACGACGGCCGCCUAGACACCGACGCCGUAAGCACCGCGCGCCGCUGCUGCCAGGCGCAGGUCGAGAGGCUCGGCGCCGCGACCGCGCAGAUGAUCCACAACGGCAUUCUGAAGGACGACCCCAGGGCCGUGUACACUAUCGACAAGAUCAGAGAUAUUAUCAAGACCAUGGUUCUGGACAAGGUCCUCGAGGAGGUCAAGAGCACCGGGACGGGGGAGUUCACGGCCGUCAGGGCCGGCACAAUGUGCUACCGGCUGGUGACUGGGGCUCCGCAGGGAGGGAUGAUGGAGGGAAUUCCUUGUGGGGUUUGCCCCAGGAUUGAUGAGUGCUCACCGGAGGGGGUCAUUUCGCCGAGCACCUGCGUUUACUACAAGAAGUGGCUGCAGAUGGACUUCUAGGCGGUGAGCCCUCUUCUGCUGUACCUGUGCAUCGCUAUGGAGUGUUGGAGUCUAUUGGAGAAUUCAGUUUCACAAUGAGUCAAUGACCAAUUGGGGCUGUUGGAUCACACUCAUCACACUCUAGCCUGAAUUGAAAAGUUCAAUUCGUGACCUCUGAAAGGAUAGGUAUAAAAGUCCAGUUUCAGAUUGUGUUACUCAUAUUAAGAAUCAUCUUUAUAGUUAUUUCUUCUUAGUCCUUUUAGCUUGGUAUAAUCUUUAAUGUGUAUCUUUUUCAUCAAGUUUGGAUGUCUGUACUCAGUACCAUAUCAACAUCCUAAAUAUUUAGGUAAUCGGCAAACAUUUAAGCUCUUGUACUGAAGUUAUAUUUUGAGCAUGUGAACCCAAAAUGUUCCUGUUUGACA
Sorghum bicolor (sorghum) is the source of this 1288-nucleotide messenger RNA. Its product is annotated as DNA-directed RNA polymerase III subunit RPC6. Gene Ontology annotation, biological process: transcription by RNA polymerase III. Lineage: Eukaryota; Viridiplantae; Streptophyta; Magnoliopsida; Poales; Poaceae. The transcript has a single exon. Gene Ontology annotation, cellular component: RNA polymerase III complex. The record is from RefSeq and is a predicted model, not a curated record. Bases 105 to 887 code for a protein of 260 amino acids.